GUUUGCGUGUGUUUAUCGACUGGGCCAACCAGUGACCUGGCUCCUGUGGAGGUCCAUCUCUACUGAUGCAGGUUGGUUGCGUAGCCAGGAUCAACCUCACCCAGCCAGUCACGCCAGCCCAUUAUCUCGCUCGCCAUCAGUUGACUGCCUCCGCUUCCAGUUGCUGUGGCUUGUUUCGUUCCUGGUAUCAGAGGUAUCAUUUGGAGUCUCCAUCUACGACGACAUCCAUCUUUGUAAACAACUGCCAUUCCGAUUUGACUCGUGAGAUCCCUGUGGCCGACAUCCCGCAACUCAACACAACGAACUGUCGGUAACUGUCUCGGCGGUGGACAGCGUUUAUAUUCCCCGCUUUCUCAACCACAUCCCAUCCUCUCCAGGGUCUCCAUAACACAUCUCGGCACCGAACACCGACCGUGACAAAUCGCUACCAUCACUCACCAUGAGGCUUUCCGCAGCUGUCAUCGCUCUCCUUUCCACGAGCGCCGCCGCUUUUAGCGUUUAUCGCGAAAACAGCGUCUCUGCCAACGAUGAACUCGAUGUUCCCGGAAAGUCGCCCUUGAGGUUUUGUGACGCUGCGGCCGAUCGCAAAGAUGACAUUGUUACCAUCGAGGAGGUCAUAUUGACACCAAACCCUCCUGAGGCCGGUCAGACCCUGACAAUCGAGGCGUCUGGUAUCGUCAAGGAGGCCAUCGAGGAAGGGGCAUACGUCAACUUGCAAGUCAAGUAUGGCUACAUCCGCCUGAUCAACACCUCUGCCGACCUGUGCAAGGAGAUGAAGAACGUGGAGCUCGAAUGCCCCAUCAAGAAGGGCAGACUCUCGAUUACCAAGAACGUUGAGCUGCCCAAGGAGAUCCCACCUGGCAAGUACACUGUUGAGGCCGAUGUCUACAACAGCGACGAUAAGCACAUCACCUGCUUGACCGCCACCGUCUUCUUUGGUCGCAAGACUCUUGGCUUCCUUGACGAUCUCUGAUCUGGGUGAAGAGCGAGCGGAUUUGACGAUUAACAACGGAUAUGGCAUGUUUAAUCUAGACCUUGGAUGAAUACUGCGCAUGAUGGAUUAAUGAACUCAUUCUUGGCACCGAAUCGGAUGAUGGCACUUGCACGGCAACAGCAUUUGUAUGGGUUUUGCUUUGGUAGUACUGGAGUUUUUCGCGUUUAGUAGUUGGUUUUUGAGACUGUUUCUGCCUUUAAGCAUGCUUAGGCGUGAACAUAUCUGAGGAAACAUUCCCGUCGUUCUGCUUCUUUAUAGGUAUUCUGAGUUCCCCGCAUUGCGCGCCGCCGCUGUGAUGUCGUGGGCACAUUGAUUCCGCUAUGCCCCCAUGAACCUGACUGCUUCCAUUCCUUCCAUCGUGGCGUAUCAUUCC
This is a messenger RNA of Neurospora crassa OR74A, 1367 nucleotides long. Its product is annotated as phosphatidylglycerol/phosphatidylinositol transfer protein. Gene Ontology annotation, molecular function: sterol binding. The coding region runs from base 440 to 973 and encodes 177 amino acids. Gene Ontology annotation, biological process: intracellular sterol transport. The transcript has 3 exons. NCBI's taxonomy places the organism in Eukaryota, Fungi, Ascomycota, Sordariomycetes, Sordariales, Sordariaceae. The record is from RefSeq and is a predicted model, not a curated record.